Cucurbita maxima (winter squash) is the source of this 1101-nucleotide messenger RNA. Its product is annotated as 3-oxoacyl-[acyl-carrier-protein] reductase FabG-like. The coding region runs from base 92 to 961 and encodes 289 amino acids. Lineage: Eukaryota; Viridiplantae; Streptophyta; Magnoliopsida; Cucurbitales; Cucurbitaceae. The record is from RefSeq and is a predicted model, not a curated record. The transcript has 3 exons. Gene Ontology annotation, molecular function: oxidoreductase activity.
CAUUGCUGCCUUUUGUUGAACCAAUCUUCUCCUCCUCCUCCUCCUCUCUGUUUGCUUUGUCUGUUUCUUUGCAGCUUCUUCACCGGGACUUAUGGCGGUCCAGCAACCUUCUACUACUCACCUCGAGCCUUGGAACACGCUGCACGGAAAAGUGGUGAUGGUCACCGGAGCUUCUUCCGGCCUCGGUCGCGAGUUUUGUCUCGAUCUUGCUAAAGCCGGUUGUAAAAUUGUCGCCGCCGCUCGGCGAGUCGAUAGACUUCAAUCUCUCUGUGAAGAAAUUAAUCGACUCGAUUUUGCUUCAUCUUCUUCCGUCUCGGCGGUUGAUGGCCCACGCGCGGUGGCUGUGGAGCUCGAUGUUAGUGCAGAUGAGAAGAGCAUCGAGAAAUCCGUCAGAAAUGCAUGGGAUGCGUUCGGAUUUAUUGACGCGUUGGUGAACAAUGCAGGUUUUCGAGGUACUGUGAAGACUUCUCUAGAAUUGUCUGAAGAGGAAUGGGAUCAAGUGAUGGGAACAAAUAUUAAAGGAUCUUGGUUAGUAUCGAAACAUGUGUGCACACGCAUGCGUGACACAAAACGAGGCGGAUCGGUGAUCAGUAUUUCUUCGAUUUCUGGUAUUGAAAGAGGGCAACUACCUGGUGGCCUUGCCUAUGCUGCUUCAAAGGUAGCCAUAAACACUUUGACAAAGGUUAUGGCUCUUGAAUUAGGGCCACACAACAUCAGAGUAAAUUCUAUAGCACCGGGACUUUUUAAAUCUGAGAUUACAGAGGGACUUCUAAAGAAAGAUUGGCUAAAGACUGUAGCAUUCAAAACUACCCCUCUAAGAACAUUUGGAACUUCUGAUCCAGCGCUAACAUCGCUCAUCCGUUAUCUCGUGCACGACUCUUCUAGGUACGUCUCGGGUAACGUUUACAUUGUCGAUGCGGGAGCUACAUUACCUGGUUUCCCCAUUUUCUCAUCUCUUUGAAGAAAAAAUUACUAUUUUUCUACUAUUUAUUAGCUUAUUAGUUGCAAGAAGUUUAUCAUCUUUUAUGCUCCAAGUUUAUCAUCUUUUUGGAAGAUUGUUCUUUUAGAAAUUGAUUGCAAGCCCCAGGAUGUUCCAUUGCU